Hevea brasiliensis (rubber tree) is the source of this 2800-nucleotide messenger RNA. RefSeq lists its product as uncharacterized. Lineage: Eukaryota; Viridiplantae; Streptophyta; Magnoliopsida; Malpighiales; Euphorbiaceae. Bases 502 to 2517 code for a protein of 671 amino acids. The record is from RefSeq and is a predicted model, not a curated record. The transcript is spliced from 3 exons.
CCAGGGUUCUAGUGUACAGUCUGUACCGAUCGAAAUUGGAACCGGAAACUAGCAAGUAGAUGAGUAGUAGCAGCGCAACCCAUCAAAAUCCUCUAAAAAAGAAAACGAAAAGCUCUCAAUUCUCUUUAGGGUUCUCUUUUUCUCCUCUUCAAAAUCUAUCUCCCAUUAUCAUUCUCUCUGCCUUUUACAUUUCCCAAUUCAACUCACUCAAAACCACUCCUAUCCCAUCUCCCCUCAGUUUCAAACUUUUCUCGUAAUUAACCGAAUCUAGGGAGCCAUGAAGCCUAAUAGUACGCUAUUGCUUGUUCUAUCUUUUCAUUCCUUUGGAGUUUUUUGUGGGUUUUCUUUUGUAGUCGAUAACCUGCCUUCAAAAUUUUAGCUUUGGUUUUUUUACCAAGUGGAAGUGUGAAUUUCUGAUUGAUUGAUUCUUGGGAUUGUGUUUUAUUUGACGGAUUGGUGAGAUCUAACGUGGGAAGCUAAUCGGGUAAUAGAAAUUUUAUAAUGCCAAGGCAAAGUCGGGCCGCCAUGGAAGAAUUGCUUCCUGGAAAAAUAAGGAAACGUGGGUGUUCCUCCUCAGCGUCUUCAUCGUCUUCGAUUAUUCAGAACUACAGAUUUAAGAGAGCGAUUUUGGUGGGGAAAAGGGGCGGAUCCAGUACUCCUGUGCCCGCGUGGAAGCUGAUGGGUACGGCGAGGACCCCAUCGUCCGUAUUGCGGGCCAUGGACUCUCCUAAGUACGCUGUCUCGCAAAACGGCGGUUUUGUCAAGGGGAAGCUGCAGCAGCAGCAGGCGGCGCCAGUUUCGGCCAGGAAGUUGGCGGCGACGCUGUGGGAGAUGAAUGAGAUGCCGUCGCCUAAAAUGAAGGAGGUGGUGGGGUCGGAAGAGAGGAGGUUAAGGAAGGAGGCGAAAGCCAGAGCGAGGGCGACCAGGUCUGUGCGUUCAGGUUCUUUGCCUCCCCAUUUGUCUGAUCCAUCUCAUAGUCCUCUCUCCGAGAGGGUGGAUCGAUCAGGAACUGGCAGUCGCCAUAGAAGAGCAUCAUCAGUUUCUCAAAGGCUUAGGCUUGCAGACCAUUGUGUUGGAGCAUUUGAUUCUAUUAGCAAUGCCAAUUUAAUGGAGAUUGAGACUAGAUCUCGAGCCCAAACCCCUACUGGAUCUACUGUUGGAGCUAAGACUCGUUUGAAGGAUGUCAGUAAUGCUUUGACCACAUCUAAAGAACUGUUAAAAAUUAUCAAUCGUGUAUGGGGUAGUGAAGAUCGGCCUUCAUCAAGCAUGUCUCUUAUCUCAGCCCUACAUGCUGAGCUUGAGAGGGCUCGCUUGCAGGUUAAUCUUCUUAUUCAAGAACAGCGCUCAGACCAGAAUGAUAUAAGCUAUUUAAUGAAGUGCUUUGCUGAAGAAAAGGCAGCAUGGAAAAACAAGGAGCAGAAAGUGGUUGAAGCUGCUAUUGAGUCCCUUGCUGGAGAACUUGAAGUAGAGAAAAAACUGAGGAGACGGCUUGAAAGCUUGAACAAGAAGCUUGGGAAAGAACUAGCUGAGACGAAGUCUUCUCUGUUGAAGCUAGUGAAAGAGCUUGAGAAUGAGAAGAGAGCAAGAGUUAUAAUGGAGCAAGUAUGUGAUGAAUUAGCCAGGGAUAUAGGUGAAGAUAAAGCAGAAGUUGAAGAACUGAAGAGAGAAUCGGCAAAACUUUGUGCAGAGGUUGAGAAGGAAAGGGAGAUGAUGCAGUUGGCUGAUGUGUUGCGUGAGGAGAGAGUCCAGAUGAAACUUUCAGAAGCUAAAUAUCAACUUGAAGAGAAGAAUGCAGCUGUAGACCAACUGAGGAGUCAACUUGAAGCCUUCUUAGGAUCCAAAAGAACCAAAGAAAAAAGUCGUGGUGCUUAUCAUGUGAAUGAUGAAGAGAUUGCAGCUUAUUUGAAUAAAGCCCAGUUAGUUUCCCAUCAGAAUGAAGUAAAUGAGGAUGAUGGAGAAGUAGAUGAUGGGAUAGAAUGUGGAGAAGACUCGGCUGAAAGUGAUCUUCAUUCCAUAGAAUUGAAUAUGGACAACAAUAACAAAAGCUACAAAUGGACGCAUCCUUCUGGAGCUCCUUGUGAUUUGAGAAAAGCGGCAAUUGAUGAAGAAGAAAUCAAAGGGAGGAAGUCUACCUCCAGCAAAGUACAUAGGAGAAGUACUUCUCUGCAAAGAAGCAUAUCAGAUGGAGUUGAAUGGGGCACCCAUAAUGAGAGGCUCUCAAUUGCAGGGGAUGGGAUAGACUUGGAGGGAUUAUCUGAACUUGAGAGGCAUCUGCAAGGAAAAAGUUAUGCAGAAGAAAUGCCUGGAUAUCAAACAGUGAAGGGCCUAAGGGACUAUAUGUUGUCUGGCUCAAGGAUAGAUUCUGCUAGAGGUUAUGCUAGUCCUACACGGCAAGUAGGGCAGCGGACUUUGCGAAAUCCUAUUAAUGCUGCUCAAGAGAGACCUCCUAUAGCUCCAGGGAAUGCUUCAAAAUCAAGGCUAGGUGACGAUCUCAAUGGAAGAAAAUCCAAAUGGUGAGAAAGCAGCGUGUAGUUUUGAGGCAUUACUAGUUAGAGGCCUAAUGCAAGAAGAAUUAGGCAGUGAGAGAUAAUGUUUAUUUUAAUGCUCUGCUUGCAAUUUUUGAGGUACUCAUGCUGCAGUAAUCGCUUCAAGAUUGUUUGUGUUUAUAGAGUAAUUACAAAAGAGGAAAAAAGUUGUUAUCAUUCAGCCAAAGUAUGUCCUGUACAAAAACUUCUGGCACAAUCGAGGUUAAUAUGCUAGAAGCGUUUAAUAUAUGCUGUGAUAUGCGGUCUUCCUCUUC